Molecule: messenger RNA, 5551 nt
Organism: Lates calcarifer (barramundi perch)
Lineage: Eukaryota; Metazoa; Chordata; Actinopteri; Centropomidae
Product: glutamate receptor 1-like
Biological process (GO): synaptic transmission, glutamatergic; modulation of chemical synaptic transmission
Cellular component (GO): postsynaptic membrane; AMPA glutamate receptor complex; dendritic spine
Molecular function (GO): AMPA glutamate receptor activity; transmitter-gated monoatomic ion channel activity involved in regulation of postsynaptic membrane potential
Source: RefSeq, a predicted model, not a curated record
UUUCCCUCCCUCUCAGGCCUGUCAGUGCUGCAGAGGAUCUUGGACACGGCGGCGGAGCGGACCUGGCAGGUCACCUCCGUUAACUUGGACACUCUGACAGAAGCGUCCUUCAUCAAGCUGCUCGCCGACCUCGACUACAAGAAGGACUAUCAGAUCAUCAUCGACUGCGAGCUCGACCGACUCAACUCCAUCCUCAACCUGAUUGCUGCUCAGAGGAGAAACUUGAAGAACUACCAUUACAUCCUGGCCAAUCUGGGUUUCAUGGACCUGAACGUCACAGAGUUUCAGAAGCUGGGGCCGAACGUGACGGGCUUCCAGCUGGUGAACCGGUCUGAUCCAGCUGUGGAGAAGAUCAACCAGGACUGGCUGGACUUCGACAGCAAAGACCUCAAACUGGCUCGAAGGAGGCUCAGGUACACAGGAGCUUUGACCUACGACGGCGUUAGCGUCAUGGCGACGGCCUUCCAGAACCUGCGGCGGCAGCGGAUCGACAUCUCUCGCCGCGGGAACGCAGGAGAGUGUCUGGCCAAUCCCCCGGCUCCGUGGGGACAGGGCAUCGACAUCCAGAGAGCCCUGCAGCAGGUGCGUCUUGAAGGCUUGACGGGUCACGUUCAGUUUGAUGAGCGAGGACAUCGCACCAACUACACCCUGUCUGUGAUGGAGCUCAGCCACACUGGACCCAGGAAGAUCGGCUACUGGAACGAGAAGAGAGGCUAUGUGAACACUGCCAUCUACAGGCCAGUGGUGGAGGAGUUCUACGGUCUGCAGAACAGAACCUACAUUGUCACCACCAUACUGGAAGCUCCAUACAUGAUGUUGAAGAAGAACCACGAGCAGUUCGUAGGAAACGACAAGUACGAAGGUUACUGCGCCGAACUGGCCUCAGAGAUCGCCAAACACGUUGGCUUCGCCUACCGCCUCGAGCUGGUGGGUGACGGCAAGUACGGUGCCAGAGAUCCUGAGACGAAGAUGUGGAACGGCAUGGUGGGAGAACUGGUGUACGGGAAAGCCGACGUGGCGGUCGCCCCGCUCACCAUCACCCUGGUCCGAGAGCAGGUGAUUGACUUCACCAAACCCUUCAUGUCUCUGGGAAUCUCCAUCAUGAUCAAGAAACCCACCAAGUCCAAACCGGGCGUAUUCUCCUUCCUCGACCCGCUGGCCUACGAGAUCUGGAUGUGCAUCGUCUUCGCCUACAUUGGAGUCAGCGUGGUGCUCUUCCUGGUGAGUCGUUUCAGUCCUUAUGAGUGGAAGGGAGAGGACUCUGACGACGAAGACGAAACUCUGCCUUCCUCUACCUCUCGACGAGCUCUGCCAACUUCAUCCUCUGAGCUCACCCACUCUCCAGGGUACUCCCAGGGUCAGAACCAGAACCAGAACCAGCAGAAAGAAAAGGAGACUCCAGAACACACCAACGACUUUGGGAUCUUUAACUCUCUCUGGUUCUCUCUCGGGGCCUUCAUGCAGCAGGGCUGUGACAUCUCCCCCAGGUCACUCUCAGGCCGAAUCGUUGGAGGAGUUUGGUGGUUUUUUACCCUCAUCAUCAUCUCCUCCUACACAGCCAACCUGGCAGCCUUCCUCACUGUAGAGAGGAUGGUCUCCCCCAUAGAGAGUGCAGAGGACCUGGCCAAGCAGACAGAGAUUGCCUACGGUACUCUGGACGGAGGCUCCACUAAAGAGUUCUUCAGGAGAUCAAAGAUUGCAGUUUUUGAGAAGAUGUGGUCGUAUAUGCGGAGCGCAGACCCAUCUGUGUUCGUCAAAAACACCAAUGAAGGUGUGAGUCGAGUCAGAAAAUCAAAGGGGAAGUACGCCUACCUGCUGGAGUCCUCCAUGAACGAGUACAUCGAGCAGAGGAAGCCCUGCGACACCAUGAAAGUAGGAGGUAACCUGGACUCUAAAGGCUACGGAGUGGCCACGCCCAAAGGAUCGCCUCUCAGAAACCCUGUUAACUUGGCAGUGUUAAAACUGAACGAGCAGGGCCUGUUGGACAAAUUGAAAAACAGAUGGUGGUAUGACAAGGGAGAGUGCGGCACCGGGGGAGGGGACUCCAAGGACAAGACGAGCGCGCUCAGUCUGAGCAACGUGGCGGGAGUGUUUUACAUUCUGAUCGGCGGGCUGGGGCUAGCCAUGCUCGUGGCUCUGGUCGAGUUCUGCUAUAAGUCACGGAUCGAGUCGAGAAGGAUGAAGGAGCUGAUUGAUGCUGCUAUGAUGAGCACCAGCCUCAGGGGGAUGGCGGGAGGAGCAGGAGGAGGAGGAGGCGGUGGCAUGGCGGUGAUGGGAGGUUUAGGAGGAGGAGGAGCGUCGGGACUCGGAGGAGAGAACGGUCGCGUGGUGGCGCACGAUUUCCCAAAAGCCGGAGCUCAGGGUUUACCCUGCAUGAGCAAGGCUGCCGGGCUGGGACUGUCCUCCACGGGCAUGUGAUCAAAACUGAGGCUCCUGAUUGGACGGAACGCUCCUGUCUGUCUGUUUACCUGUCCGUCUGUAGGUGAGGGAGGAGAGAUGAAGGGAGGGAGGAAAGAUGGGAGGUGGAGAAAGAAUGGAGGAUAAAAGGAGAGGAGGAGAAUGGGGAGAGAUGAAGAAAGAAAGGAGAGAUAGGAGGUGAUAGAAGAAACAAGAGGGAUGGAUGGAGAAGAAAGACACAAAAAGAGAAAGGAAGAAUAAAAUAAAGGGAGAGAAAGAUGAGGGACAGAGAGAAGAGAGGAUGGAGGGAGGAGAGAGAAGAAAGAUGAGAGAAUAUUUGAGGAAAGGAGAGAAAAGAAAAGUGGGAGAAUAGCAGAUGAUGGAGAAGAAAGACGAAGAAGAAACAAAGAAAGUUGGAAAGAAUAAGACAGGAGGAGAAAAGAAUGAAGGAAGAGAGAAAGAAGAAAUGAUGUAAGGAAGGGAAAGAGGAUACGGAAGGGAGGAAAGGAAGAAAAGACACGAAGGAAAAGAAAGAAAGGGAAGGAUUUGAAAAACUAGAGAAAGAAGAAAAGAUGAACGAAGAAGAAGUGCGACAGGCUGACAGAGGGAGGAGCGUUCACGUUCACCCUGACUGGACUCAAUACGACAGAACUCUGAUGACCAGAGAGCACCUGAACGCAACACCUGAGCUCCUGCGAGACGAGAAACUGGGCUUAAAAACUGAAACUCUACUUUUUCUAUGAGCGCUGUCUUAAAUUCAACUCCUCCUCUUCUGCAAUAAUAGAAUCUGAGGCGGGGGGAGGGAAACAGGGGAGGGGAGAUUUUUUUAACUUCUUACAAACUGAAUUAAUGCAGCCUCUUCUUCCCCUUCCUCUUUCUCAUCCCUUCCUUCACUCCUCCUCCUCCAGCAGUAACACUGAAAGCUUCGUCACGUUCGCACAAAACGCCACCUUGAUAUCAGAGAGUUUGAGCAUGUCAACGUUUUAAACCAUUUUACUAGAAACACAGAUGACGUACGAGGAUGGAGGUCACAUGAUUCAUUUUGUGCACAAAAAGCUUUUUUUUUUUUUGGUUGCCAUUGUAAAUUUAUUCUGUGGCGAAUGUACGAUGAUGUGAUGUUGAUGUUAGAGUCUGAACUAACGUGCUCAAAUCUUUUGUUUUGGCCAAAGAAAAAGUGAAAAUUGUCACAUUAGAGGAGUGGGAACAAGCUAACUUUUGCUUCCACAAUGAUUAAAACAAAUAUUCAAUUAUUAAAAUAAAUUUUCUGUUGAUCAGUUAAUCAACUCAUGUUUUCAUCUACGAUUUAAAAUACAGCCAGUGAUUCACAGUGUUAAAUAUGUUGUAUGAUUCAGGUACAUUAAUACGGAGUGGUCAUAUCAUUUUUUUUUUCCUAAAGACAAACAAAAAGAUAAAAUGUGCUAAUGAAUUAAUCAAAAUGUGCACGAGAUACAGUUCAUUCCCAUGUUUUACUAAAUUCUUGCACACAAGAUAAAUGCAUAUAUAUAGAGAGACAGCCACAAAUUACCUUAAAUGUUUGAAAAAAUUAAGCAAAGCAUGCAAACAAAAUAGUAAAACAUGGAAUAAUUUGUUAAAGCGUGCAAAUAAAAAUUGAAAAAUGCACAAAUUAGUUAAAAUGUGAGCAUGAAUUAGUUAAAACCUGGGAAUGAAUUGUAUUUUUUUUAUUGUAUUUUUUACAGCUUCUUAAAUUAAAAAUAUAAGUAAGAAGUAACUUUUCCACAUUUAAAUGUCUUAAAAAACAGACCUGAGUUAUAUAUUUUGAGUUGUGUUCUGACAUUAUCCCAAAUGUUUCCAGACGUUUUCAAACCAAGAGAAUUUUUAAUCAAGCUGAUGUUUCUUUUGGUCUCCUGUAGAGGGCGUCACAUCCCCUUUGAGCAAAAUAUACAUUCAUUCAUUUUCAAACUGCACUUUUUAGAUUUUGGUUGUUUAUAACUUUAUAUUAUCCAGAUGGUUGAUUUUAGUCGCUGGUCUGUUUGUUUUAGAGAGGAGGAGAAUUCAGCUCCUGGUAAAUUGUUUUGAUUAAGAGCCCCCUAGUGGUGGAAAAUGACAUAUUGUGUGUUUAAAUGUAGGCGCAGUGGUAGAAAAGAAACUAUGGAGUGUAAUGGAUUUCACAGGGGAGCGCAGACAAUAUAAGCUGAUAGUCUUUGGACUGACUGCAGCAUAAGGUGUUAAUUGUUGUUACAGUAAAAAACAAACACUCAUCAGGUGAUUUGAUCCCCAUUGUCUUGUUUUCUGCCUGUGUACCAACAUUAAAGAAGGAACCGGUAAAUAUUCGACUGGUACGUGGUUCAUAGAACAAAAUUACACUGUAAUUCACCAGCUGUGUUUAAGAUAAUGUUAUGUCACAUCUGGGGAGAAAAAAUAUUGCAAAUAAAUAAAACACAAGUAGACAGAGAAACACAAUCUUCACCACUUUGACAACACACAUCCAGCACAAAGAAACACAAGUUUUUAUCACUGAAAGAAAAAAAUUACUGGUUUUCUUUUGUUCUGUUUGACUUUCAGCUUUUCUGAUUUAGUUUUUUUAUUUCUCUCUGUGUUGUCAGUGUUUUUUCAUGUGCUUUCUUCAGUUGCAGAUGAAAACACCAAAUGUCACAGUGAUGAAAUCUGUUUUAGUGAACUUAAACUGUCUUUUCAAACAGCAGAUUUACCACUGGAUGACACAUUAUACUGUUUAUAUUGCUUGGUUAAUUUACAGGGGAGAAUACCUUUAGGGUGAAUAUUCCUUUAAAGUGGAGGUUAAGUGGCAUUCACAUGUUUACUGGUUAAUGGAAAUCUGCUCCACCCUGAGUUUUUACAAAGCCGACCCUGUCCAAAAUAUCCUCAAAAAUGUUGGUGUGCGCUGUGAUAAUCAAACAGCUGCCUGUUGAGGUUGGUCACAUGUUUCUGCGUCUCUCUCCUGUAUUUUCUCCUGUGUUUUCUGGGCUGAACACAAUGACUAAUAACUUUUUUAUACUCUGAAACUGAACAAAUAUCAGGAAAAAUAUGUUUCACAUUUGUAAUGAUAUGAAUGAUACAUGUGCUGAGCUACACCUGUAAAUAAUGUUCUUUUUAAUUGAUUUAUGAGUUUAUAAUCUUUUGAUUUUGUUGAUUACAUUCAGAUCAGUAACUCUAUUUAAUAAAAACUCUUACAUUA